ACAUGUGAUGACCAAUGAUGACCAGGCAGAGACAGCGUACAUACGGGAGCUUGUGAAAUUCGUUCUGGAAAGAGGUUUGACCUCUCAUGAUCCGGAAGCCGACGCCAAGACCCGAGCUGUUCCAUCGGCGGAGUAAAGAUGGCUGACCAAGGCGCCGCAGAUCCUGGUAAUAACAACAAUAAUAAACCUGAAGCCUCCGAGGGAACUAUUAUAAAGGUCACAGUGAAAACUCCUAAAGACAAAGAAGAAAUCGCCAUCGCAGAAGAUGCCUCUGUUACUCAGUUUAAAGAAGAGAUCUCGAGGCGAUUCAAAGCCAAACAGGACCAGCUGGUUCUGAUUUUUGCAGGGAAAAUCUUAAAAGAUGGCGACAGCCUCAGCCAACAUGGCAUCAAAGAUGGCCUGACAGUGCACUUGGUCAUAAAAACAGCACACAAGGCGGCAGAUGGUGGUAGCACAUCAGCCUCUAGCUCAACAUCCACCCAAGCAGGCAGUACCUCCACUUCAAAUCCAGGCACCAACCCCUCAACCACAACAGGCUCUACUGGCUCAGCCCCACCACCCACACAGACGCCCAACAUACUGACUGGCUUCGGUGACCUGGGUGGUCUAGCUGGACUGGGCAUGGGCUCGGCUAACUUCAUGGAGCUGCAGCAGCAGAUGCAGAGGCAGCUUAUGUCCAAUCCAGAGAUGCUUUCUCAAAUUAUGGAGAACCCGCUGGUGCAGAACAUGAUGUCAAACCCAGACUUGAUGAGACAGAUGAUUAUGGCUAAUCCUCAGAUGCAACAGUUGAUGGAACGCAACCCUGAGAUCUCCCACAUGCUCAACAACCCUGAGCUUAUGAGACAGACCAUGGAGCUGGCCAGGAACCCAGCCAUGAUGCAAGAAAUGAUGCGCAACCAGGACCGGGCUUUGAGCAACUUGGAGAGCAUCCCAGGAGGAUACAAUGCUUUGCGGAGGAUGUACACAGACAUCCAGGAGCCCAUGUUUAGCGCUGCCAGAGAACAGUUUGGUAGCAACCCAUUCUCAGCUCUGGGAGGGAGCUCCGAGUCUGGUGCCCAGCCAUCACGGACAGAGAACCGAGAGCCCCUACCAAAUCCAUGGGGGCCACCAACUUCUUCUAACCCUUCUGAGAGUGGAGGGGGCAGCACGGGGAGCAGUAGUACCACCGCAGGCACCACCCCAAGUGUGUCGAACCCUCUGGGCAUCAAUCCUGGCAGUCUGGGAAAUGGCAUGUUUAACAGCCCAGGCAUGCAGAGUCUACUGCAGCAGAUCUCUGAAAACCCUCAGCUGAUGCAGAACAUGCUGUCUGCUCCCUACAUGCGCAGCAUGAUGCAGUCACUGGCUCAAAACCCAGAGUUGGCCUCCCAGGUUUUGAUGAAUAACCCCUUGUUUGCUGGAAACCAACAACUGCAGGAACAGUUCAGAGCUCAGCUGCCUAUCUUUCUGCAGCAGAUGCAGAACCCAGAAGCUCUGUCAGUGAUGACCAAUCCACGGGCCAUGCAAGCUCUGAUGCAGAUCCAGCAGGGCCUACAGACACUGCAGACAGAAGCACCAGGCCUCAUGCCCAGUUUGAUGCCAGGUGGAAUUCCUGGAAUACCCACAGGAGGGGCCAUGCCCACAGAGAACCCUGCAUCUUCACCCAGCAGUGCUGGAACAAACACUGCCCAGCAGCAGCUGAUGCAACAGAUGCUCCAGAUGUUUGCUGGAGGAGGAGGUGGAGGCGGAAGCGCAACGACCCAGACCCCAGAGGUUCGGUUCCAGUCCCAGCUGGACCAGCUUAAUGCUAUGGGCUUCAUCAACCGCGAGGCCAACCUGCAGGCGCUCAUAGCUACUGGAGGAGACAUCAAUGCUGCAAUCGAGAGACUUCUGGGCUCACAGCCCUCGUAAAGACAUACAGUACCUAGUGAUACACAGACAUGCGCAUACAUACCUAACUCACAAAAACACCCAGCAUCUACAGAGAACCAAAAUAAAUUUCAGUGUAUUGUCCCCAACUUAACGGAACGAACGUGGGCAGGAUCUAUAAGACCUUCACUCUACAUCUGUUCUCAGAUCAUGCCCCAUUUCCCAUACUUUCACUCUUUGCCACCAUCCAACCAGAUCUCUGUCAAGAGUGCUGCCGUAGAGUUGGACUGAACCACUCUUACCGUAAAGGGUAUUCUGGUGCAGAGAAUAAGAGUGAAAAUCUCUCCUGGAAAGGGAUUCCCUACCAUUUUCACUAUAUAUAUUGUUUUCUUCAUGUAAAACUGGAGUAGAGUGCUACAGGUUAACAUUUUCAUGAUACAAAUUGAACCCACGUGAUGUGAUUGGCAUCUGGCUCUUUUUCCUACAUGGCUACUGUGAGGUUUGCUGGUAUUUAACUAGCAAAUUGAUAAAUGAAGAUUUUCUGAUUACAGGUGGCAAACCUGAGUGUUAGCAGGAAGGUAGCUUGUCCACGCAGAUGAUCCACCUUAUUUCCUCCUUUCCUUGUUCUAAAGAUUCUACUUAAAUGGCUGUCGUUCCCCAACAGCUUUCACUAUUUAUUGCAAGCUCUUAAUAACAUGACAUAAUACGUCAUUCAAGAUAAAAGUGCCCACUCACAGGUGCAGUGGCUUUUCCCCACUGAGGCACCAUUGCUGUGCCUGCUGUCUUCCACUGCCCUAUCAUCAGUGAAUUGCCUCACUCAGUGGGUUAUUGAGGACCCUGCCCCAACUAAGAAAAUUUCACGCACCAUCCAGAACUUUAGCCAUAAUCAGAUAUCACAUCGCAGCGUCUCUGAAGCAGACGGCGCAGUUAGAAUGAAUAAGAAUGAAACAAGUUUUCCUUUCGUUUUAAUCUUAUUCUUCAUUUUAAUUUCUCUUUCGAGGUGCAGUUAGUACCUAGAAGUGAUUUGUCUCAUCAAAAUAAAAUGGAAAUCAAAUGAUUAACGAAAAAUGAACGAUGGAACGGCUUUACAAACAACUCUGGUACAGUGGCAUCAUAAAUUUCUCAAAUCAAGCCUAGGUUGUUUUAUUUUAUUAUUAUUUUUUUUUUCCUUUUGAAAUUCUCAGCAAUGUAGUUGUGGUAACCUUGGCAACUGCUGCUAUAGCUUUGCUUUGUCUGUUGACCUCAGCUGGAAAAAAAAAAAAAGAAAAUCCAUCUCCGAAUUGAACAUGUUGAAACUAACUUUUAACAGUACUGUACUAAAAAAAUAAAACAUGAUUUAAAAACAG
Molecule: messenger RNA, 3191 nt
Organism: Pundamilia nyererei
Lineage: Eukaryota; Metazoa; Chordata; Actinopteri; Cichliformes; Cichlidae
Gene: ubqln4
Product: ubiquilin 4
Exons: 11
Coding region: 139-1887 (582 amino acids)
Biological process (GO): ubiquitin-dependent protein catabolic process
Cellular component (GO): cytosol
Molecular function (GO): polyubiquitin modification-dependent protein binding
Source: RefSeq, a predicted model, not a curated record